AUGACUGAUUUGCCUACAGGGGUUGAUAUACCCUCCAUGACUACUCCUGCAGUUAUUUCGGAACCUGUCGGAUCUCAGCCUGAGGGGACCUCCGUUGGCAUUGGAUCUCGAUCAUCUCUAUAUGAGCGUGUCCGCGCCCUCUUGGCUGAUACCGAUCCCGACAAAGACAUUUUUCGUACAGACCUCGGCCUUUUUACCGUCUUUUAUAACGGCAUGAUCGAGAAACUUCUUCAUCGAGGAUAUGGUUUCGAUCAGUUCAGGCGUUCCUUUUCUCGUCACAUGCCGAUGUUCAGAGAAGAAGGGUAUCCAGAGUUGGCCGAUUUCUUCACCGCCGAUUUUGCUGUUCUGGAGUCGGAGAUCCGAGAGUUGAAGGAGCUGAAGGCUAAUGGGGUUUCUUCCUUCGUGUCCUCUCAGAUGGAGCAUAGGCUGGCACAGUGGCGCAACCUGAGAUCUUCCAUCGGCAGUGAGCUUCAGUCGCAUGAGCGUUCAGUUGCGCAGCUGAUGGCUACCGUGGCGAGGAAGGAUACAGAUAGAGCCGAGCUACUCCGCUCUUUGGAUUCCGGCCGCGAGGAAGUGGCUAGGUUGAAGGAGGCCUUGAAGCACGCCGAGGAGUCCAUUACUAUCAUUGCAGAAGACCUGGCUGGAGUAGAGCAUUCUCGUGGACAGGCCCUCGAGAAGCUAGGAUCUACACAGGAGAGAUUGAUGAAGCUGAAGAAUGAAGCCGCGGAGAUCUUAAGCAGUUCCGAAGACUCUGUCCGAGCUAGUCUGCAGGCAGAACUUGAGCAGAGCUAUGUAGACAGGCUUUCUAGUUUAGAGUCCCAUGUUCUUAGCCGUCAGUUGCCUCUCGGUGUUGAUACACAGGCCGAGGACUUCUCAUUCAUCAAGGGAGAUCUUUACGAGAGUAAGGAGAAAUUGAUCCAUGCUAUUCGCACGUAUUCCAUUGCAAAAAAUGUGAAGUUCAGGCCAACCAAAAAUAAUACUACAAGCUAUAAUGUGGUUUGUUUCUAUCGCAAAGAUGACGAUGUCGAAGAUAAUAGUGGACACCACGACGGCAAUGCGAGGUGUCCGUGGAAGCUUAAUUCACGCUCGGGUUCAAGAGUAGGUGGGCAAUUCAAAAUCACGGCAUACAAUGGACUCCACACUUGUAGCAAUCCUCGAUUAGAGAUGAAUAACAAGAAUGCGUCCUCUUCUUUUAUAUAUCGAUUGAUUUUACCGCAUCUGAGGGAGGAUCUUGAUCUAAGGCCGAAAGAUAUCCGUCUUUUAGUGCAUAAAGCCACCAACUUGGAUGUAUCAUAUCACAAGUGUUGGAAUGCUAGGAGGAAGGCGAUGAUAAAAAUAUUCGGGGAUUGGGAUAAAUCGUAUGAGAUCUUACCUCAUUAUCUUGAAGCACUCAAAAGAGAAAAUCCGGGGACUGUCUACGAAGUAUCUUCGGACCCCGUUGAUGGCGGAGAACGGCGGUUCACCGGUGUAUUUUGGGCAUUUGGGCCCUGUAUUGAGGGGUUUCGUCAUUGCCGUCCUCUUCUUAGCAUUGAUGGAACUCACUUAUAUGGUAAAUACAAAGGCGUUUUGCUUGUUGCAACCGGAGUUGACGCGGAUGGCGGGUUGUUUCCUUUAGCAUUCGCAGUGGAUGAAAGGAAUUCCAAGAGCACUCCAACGACAUUUCCCGCCACCCAUGCACUCUGUAUAUAUGCUCAUAUUUUAAUCACAGGUCUAUUCAUUAUGGAUCCGGGACCGGAGAAUCCCGACGUUUUGUACCUUCAGGCGAGUCAUUGUUCAGACCAUAUUGGUUCGGGAGAGCCCGUACCAGAGUACACGAUGAUCGAGCAUUCCCAUAGUCAUUCGGCAUGGGUCAUAGAGGAUGAGAGGGUACUAGCUUUGAUCGCUCAGGCCGGUUUUCGACCGUGUUCGACGAUUCGUUAUAUCAGGCUUGAUUGGCCGCUUAUCACUGCUUUGAUUGAGAGGUGGAGGCCAGAGACCAACACCUUUCACAUGCAUAUAGGGGAGUGCACGAUCACUUUACAGGACGUGGCCGUCAUACUUGGGCUCCGGAUUGAUGGACCGGUAGUUACGGGCACCGACGAUCAUAGUUGGCCGGAGGUAUGUGCCCGGCUACUUGGACAGGUUCCCGACUUGAGGAGUGGUGCGAUGAAGCUAUCGUGGCUUCGUCAGACAUUUCAGGGCGACAUACCAGAGGAUGCCUCUGAUGAGACGCUCCAGUUUCAUGCUCGUGCAUACAUAUUGCACAUGAUAGGGUGCGUACUAUUUCCUGAUGCGAGCAAGACUCUCGUACAUGCACGAUGGCUGCCACUGCUGGAGGAUUUUGGUGUAUGCGGGGCACUAUCGUGGGGCAGUGCGGUGUUGGCAUAUUUGUAUCGAGAAUUGAGUAGAGUAUCUCUGAUGCAGAAUAAAGAAUUCAAGGGAUGCUGUACGUUGAUACAGAUUUGGUCAUGGGAGCGCAUUCAUAUUGGACGACCCACUUUACUUAUGCACCGUGACUUAGAGGGGCAGUAUCCGUUGGCAUACAGGUAUAACGUGCGAUACGCUCAGUACAAAUCAGCGACGCGUCACCGUCAGUUUUACCGAAAUGAGCUUGAUGGCCUCCAGCAUGAACAGUUCAAGUGGAGACCCUAUACACCGCCGGAGCUCGAUAUACAUUCUCUUGCACCUAUCUGCCGAGAUAGUCCCGACUUGUGGAGAGCCAGAGUUCCAUUGAUCUGUUGGGAGAUCGUAGAGAUGCAUGUACCGGACCGUGUGCUACGGCAGUUUACACUCUCUCAGCAUAUUCCAGAUCCUGUCGAGCAGAUCAAUCGUCGGCGGCGCCCUACAUCGCACCGGACUGACUGGGCCGUAGUCCGUGCGGCCUACAUAGACAGGUGGGUUCAGAGGUGGGAUUGCAUACAGGAUACGAGGCCCACAGCUGUUGACUAUACCACGUAUAUGCGUUGGUAUUGGGGUAUCACACGUAGAUGGAUCACGCGUGACCCACAGCCUUUAGCUGGACACAUGCCACGCCCACCGACAGAUAGUUACAUCCCUAGUGGGAUGAACGAGAGAGAUUACGUCCGUGUUUUAGAUAGCAUUGAUGCUGAUAUUGAUGCGCACGUGACUGAGAUUCAGGAUCAGGUGGCGUUAGGGCUCCUCAGCAGGAUCAAUAAGAGCAUAGCGCAGGGCCGGCACUUCACGUGA
Molecule: messenger RNA, 3186 nt
Organism: Asparagus officinalis (garden asparagus)
Lineage: Eukaryota; Viridiplantae; Streptophyta; Magnoliopsida; Asparagales; Asparagaceae
Exons: 8
Coding region: 1-3186 (1061 amino acids)
Biological process (GO): meristem development; meristem maintenance
Source: RefSeq, a predicted model, not a curated record